GCCAGUUUUGCACUGAAGAUGUUGACGAAUGUCAGCUCCAGCCCAACGCUUGUCAGAAUGGAGGUACCUGCACCAACCACAAUGGAGGCUAUGCCUGUGUCUGUGUCAAUGGUUGGAGCGGGGAUGACUGCAGUAAGAACAUUGACGAUUGCUUCACUGCCUCCUGUGCUAAUGGAUCUACUUGCAUUGAUCGAGUGGCUUCUUUUUCAUGCAUUUGUCCAGAAGGAAAGGCAGGUCUUCUGUGCCACUUGGAUGAUGCAUGUGUUAGCAAUCCAUGCCAGAAGGGUGCUCUGUGUGAUACCAAUCCUGUGAACGGACACUAUAUCUGCACGUGUCCUCAAGGCCAUAAGGGAGCAGACUGCACUGAGGAUGUGGAUGAAUGUGCAAUGGCAAAUAGCAAUCCAUGUGAACAUGCUGGGAAAUGUGUAAACACAGAAGGUUCUUUCCACUGUGAAUGUUUGAAGGGCUACACAGGACCUCGCUGUGAAAUGGACAUCAAUGAAUGUCAUUCGAAUCCAUGCCAAAAUGAUGCCACCUGCCUGGAUAAGAUCGGAGGAUUCACGUGUCUCUGUAUGCCAGGUUUUAAAGGUGUUCACUGUGAAGAAGAUAUUGAUGAGUGUCUGAGUAAUCCCUGUGUGAAUAAUGGAGAGUGUCUUGAUAAAGUCAAUCGCUUCCUCUGUGUCUGUCCUCCUGGAUUCAGUGGUGCUGUGUGUCAGAUUGAUAUAGAUGACUGCUCCAGCACACCAUGUCUCAAUGGAGCCAAAUGUAUCGACCAUCCCAAUGGCUAUGAGUGCCAGUGCGCCACAG
This is a messenger RNA of Nestor notabilis (Kea), 807 nucleotides long. Its product is annotated as neurogenic locus notch homolog protein 2-like. Gene Ontology annotation, molecular function: Notch binding; calcium ion binding. Gene Ontology annotation, biological process: Notch signaling pathway. The annotation marks the transcript as partial. The record is from RefSeq and is a predicted model, not a curated record. The transcript has 5 exons. Lineage: Eukaryota; Metazoa; Chordata; Aves; Psittaciformes; Psittacidae.